AUGGGACCACCUGAAAGUCCAUCCACAGGCUGGACGCACAAGGAAACGGAGAUGAGGAUUGGUCCCCAGACGGUUGAGAAGAACAGGGGUUGGAGGCCAGGAGAUGGGAGCAUGACCCCUUCCCCUCUGCCCCCAGCCCUGUCUUUCCUCUUCCUCCUGCCACUGGCCAGCGCCCUACAGCCCACUCCACUGCCUUUCCCAGAGCUGAGGCUGGUAGGGGGCCCAAGCCGCUGCCGAGGGCGCCUGGAGGUCCUGCAUGGAGGCUCCUGGGGCAGCGUGUGCGAUGACGACUGGGACGUGGUGGACGCCAAUGUGGUGUGUCGCCAACUGGGCUGUGGCCUGGCUUUGCCUGUGCCCCGGCCCCUAGCCUUUGGUCAGGGCCGGGGCCCCAUUCUGCUGGACAACGUGGAAUGCCGUGGGCAGGAAGCCGCACUGAGCGAGUGUGGCAGCCGGGGCUGGGGCGUCCAUAACUGCUUUCACUACGAGGAUGUGGCGGUCCUGUGUGAUGAAUUCUUGCCCACACAGCCCCUGACAAGGAAGAUGUUAACCAGCAGGGUUGCACCCACGGCUGCUCAGAAUGGAAAAGGUGAGGGCAGUGUGCGCCUGGUGGGUGGCACUGGUCCUUGUCAAGGCCGAGUGGAGAUCCUGCAUGGUGGCAUAUGGGGGACAGUGUGUGAUGAUGACUGGGGACUUCCCGAUGCUGCCGUGGUCUGCCGCCAGCUGGGCUGUGGGGCGGCCUUGGCUGCCACUACCAAUGCUUUCUUUGGCUAUGGCACGGGGCACAUCCUGCUAGACAACGUGCACUGUGAAGGAGGCGAACCCCACCUGGCCGCCUGCCUGAGCCUCGGCUGGGGGGUGCACAACUGUGGCCAUCAUGAGGAUGCUGGUGCAUUCUGCGCAGUGCUGAGUGCCUCCACUCUCACAGCACUGCCGCCCUCAGCCACAAGAGAGGACUGGGCUUGGCACACAGAGCCUUGGGCUACUGGAGCUGGUGCUCAGCCCUCCAGGGAGACCGAACUGCUCACCACAAGUGCCUGGGCCCUGGGGAAGAAAAGCGGGCGGCUGCGGCUGGUGGGCGGCCCGGGCCCGUGCCGCGGCCGCGUGGAGGUGCUGCACGCCGGGGGCUGGGGCACUGUGUGCGACGAUGACUGGGACUUCGCUGAUGCACGCGUGGCCUGUCGUGAGGCGGGCUGCGGGCCUGCGCUGGGUGCCACUGGCCUUGGCCACUUCGGCUACGGGCGCGGCCCGGUGCUGCUGGACAAUGUGGGCUGCACCGGCACCGAGGCCCGCCUAAGCGACUGCUUCCACCUGGGCUGGGGCCAGCACAACUGCGGCCACCACGAGGACGCCGGCGCGCUCUGUGCAGGCCCAGAGGAGCUGGGACUGCAGGGCCAGGAGGAUGGUUCGGAGACCACCCAGGUGCCUACUCCCCGCCCCAGAGACGGGCAUCUCCGUUUGGCCAGCGGAGCCCACCGCUGUGAGGGGCGUGUGGAACUCUUCCUUGGCCAGCGGUGGGGCACUAUCUGCGAUGAUGCCUGGGACCUUCGGGCAGCUGGUGUCCUGUGCCGCCAGCUGGGCUGUGGCCAAGCCCUGGCGGCCCCUGGUGAGGCCCACUUUGGCCCAGGCCGAGGGCCCAUUCUUCUGGACAAUGUUAAGUGCCGUGGGGAUGAGAGCGUCCUGCUGCUGUGCUCUCACAUCCGCUGGGAUGCCCACAACUGUGACCACAGCGAAGAUGCCAGCGUCCAAUGCCGACUUUCAUGA
Messenger RNA from Elephantulus edwardii (Cape elephant shrew), 1761 nucleotides. It is a transcript of the gene SSC4D, whose product is annotated as scavenger receptor cysteine rich domain containing, group B (4 domains). Lineage: Eukaryota; Metazoa; Chordata; Mammalia; Macroscelidea; Macroscelididae. Bases 1 to 1761 code for a protein of 586 amino acids. The transcript has 10 exons. The record is from RefSeq and is a predicted model, not a curated record. Gene Ontology annotation, cellular component: membrane.